AUGACAGAAAAUGAGACUACAACGGUGUUUUUCCCAGACAUUGAUCUCUUGGAUGUGAUUAAUGACAAUGAUUUUAGAGAUAAACCAGCAUCUUCAUGGUCAGUGGCAAAGAUUGGAACUUUACAAGUGAGAAUUGAGCAGUUUUUAAGUUCUAGAAGGAAAGGUCGCUCUAGAAAUUUGAACACAGAUAUACCCUUGCAUCGUCUUUUGAGUAUUGCCAAUGAUGUUUUCGGGUUUGAUGGUUGGUCAAAUGAAUUGAUGGAAUUCUCAGUCACAGAAUACAUGGUACAGACCGAUGGUGAACGUGAGGGUCAUUGUUUACAAGUUGAAGCCAUUGUUAGAAUCACAUUAAAAGAUGGUACAUAUCAUGAAGCAAUAGGGAAAGGAAGAGCUGAUAAUUUACCAACAAAAGCAAUGGCAUAUAUGAAGGCAAAGAAGAGUGCAGUUACAGAUGCCACCAAAAUUGCAAUCCAUGGAUUUAAAAGCAUUGUUUUAGACCAUGAACAGAAACUAAGAGUUGGAUUCUAUGAUCAGGAUGUGGUGGUGUUUUGA
Messenger RNA from Hansenula anomala, 552 nucleotides. It is a transcript of the gene RAD59, whose product is annotated as Rad59p. Gene Ontology annotation, cellular component: nucleus. Lineage: Eukaryota; Fungi; Ascomycota; Saccharomycetes; Phaffomycetales; Wickerhamomycetaceae. The record is from RefSeq and is a predicted model, not a curated record. Bases 1 to 552 code for a protein of 183 amino acids. The transcript has a single exon. Gene Ontology annotation, biological process: double-strand break repair via homologous recombination; mitotic recombination; double-strand break repair via single-strand annealing.